Molecule: messenger RNA, 1688 nt
Organism: Suncus etruscus (white-toothed pygmy shrew)
Lineage: Eukaryota; Metazoa; Chordata; Mammalia; Eulipotyphla; Soricidae
Gene: KHDRBS3
Product: KH RNA binding domain containing, signal transduction associated 3
Exons: 9
Coding region: 131-1171 (346 amino acids)
Biological process (GO): regulation of alternative mRNA splicing, via spliceosome
Cellular component (GO): nucleus
Molecular function (GO): mRNA binding
Source: RefSeq, a predicted model, not a curated record
ACCGCGCCCCGGCCCGGCCGCGCGCGCGGGUCCGUGGGGAGGUUCCGUGCGCCCGGGCUGCGGGGCUGCCCGUCCGCCUCGAGUCCGCGCGCGACCCGGGCCCGGCUGGCGGGCGGGCGGCCGGGCGAGCAUGGAGGAGAAGUACCUGCCCGAGCUGAUGGCCGAGAAGGACUCCCUGGACCCGUCCUUUACGCACGCCUUGCGCCUGGUGAACCAAGAAAUAGAAAAAUUUCAAAAAGGAGAAAGCAAGGAUGAAGAGAAGUACAUUGAUGUGGUGAUUAAUAAGAACAUGAAGCUGGGGCAGAAAGUGUUAAUUCCUGUCAAGCAAUUUCCUAAGUUCAACUUUGUGGGGAAACUCUUGGGUCCACGUGGCAAUUCUCUGAAGCGUUUACAAGAAGAAACAUUGACAAAAAUGUCUAUACUUGGAAAAGGAUCCAUGAGAGAUAAAGCAAAGGAAGAAGAGUUGAGAAAAAGUGGAGAAGCCAAGUACUUCCACCUCAAUGAUGAUCUGCAUGUUUUGAUUGAAGUUUUUGCCCCCCCAGCAGAAGCCUAUGCCCGGAUGGGACAUGCAUUGGAGGAAAUCAAAAAGUUUCUCAUUCCUGACUAUAAUGAUGAAAUCAGGCAAGCACAACUCCAGGAAUUAACAUAUUUGAAUGGAGGUUCAGAAAAUGCAGAUGUACCAAUUGUUCGAGGGAAGGCUACUUUGCGUACAAGAGGUGUACCAACGCCAACCAUAACCAGGGGUAGGGGAGGAGUUGCAGCCCGGCCAGUUGGAGUUGGUCUACCAAGAGGGACUGCUACUUCCAGGGGAGUCCUUUCUACUCGAGGACCAGUGAGUCGGGGAAGAGGACUUCUGACUUCCAGAGCAAGAGGUGUCCCCCCAACUGGGUACAGACCUCCACCACCACCCCCAACACAAGAGACCUAUGGAGAUUAUGACUAUGAUGAUGGAUAUGGCACUGCUUAUGAUGAACAGAGUUAUGAUUCUUAUGAUAACAGCUAUAGCACCCCAACCCAAAGUGGUGGUGAUUAUUAUGAUUAUGGACAUGGGCUCAAUGAAGAGACUUACGAUUCCUAUGGGCAAGAGGAGUGGACUAACUCAAGACCUAAGGCACCCUCAGCGAGGACCACAAAAGGCAUCUACAGAGACCAGCCAUAUGGCAGAUACUGAUUGUACUGUCUGAUGUUGUGAAAUAGCCAAUCUCCACCAGUCCUGUAAACUGUUCAAAGUAAUUGUUUUCUAUGAACAAUCCCUUUUUAAAUAAAUCAAAUGCUUAAAGUCUGAAUGGAUGGAACUUAAAAAAAUACUUUGUUGAAACAUCAAGCUGGGCAGAAAAAAAAAGACAUGUAAAAUUUUGUUAUUUCCAGUCUGUAUAUGAAAAAAAAUAGGUCAUCCAAAGGAAAAAAAUAACUUUGAUUUAACUAGUGUUAAAAAAUAGGUUUACUAAAUAUGUUAAUCCAUCCUUUUAACAUAAGCCUCACCUUUCAUUUUAAAGGUUUCCAUAGAAUUUAGUUAUUUUAUCUUUUAGCCAUAUGUUAGUUAUUUUUUCUCUUGCCAACAUGCGUAAAAAGGGAAGCCAAUGACAAGUGCAAAUAAUGUGUUAUUCUUUUGUAACUCAAGUCUUGAAAUGUUCUGUAGUGUUAAGCAAAGUCUCCUUGCUUGAUACUAAAUAAACUUUUGAAAGAAA